GUGAAGUUUUGGACGCCAAAAGGCUGUAAGCUACGCACAUAUCCAGAAUGGACAGACUUGAAGGAUAUUACUUCUCCGCUCUUCUCAGUGGUUGCUUCCUACUGUCCAGUUUACUGUUCUCCAAGAUCACGCGGGAGCAGAGGGAUCCUUACAUGGAUGAGAUCUUCCACAUCCCCCAGGCCCAACUUUACUGUCAGGGCCACUUUAAUCAGUGGGAUCCAAUGAUCACAACGCUCCCUGGCUUGUACCUGGCAUCUGUGGGGAUAGUGAAACCAGUGUCCUGGCUUUUUGGAUGGAGUGACAGUGUAGUAUGCUCUCCUGGGAUGCUGAGAUUCAUUAACCUUCUCUUUAGCCUUGGCAAUCUUUAUAUCCUUUAUCUACUUAUUUGUAGGCUACACAAUAAAAACAAGGUUUCAAGCUCAAAAAGAAUCCUGUCUACCCUCACAUUAUAUUUGUUUCCUACCCUUUAUUUUUUUACGUUCCUCUAUUAUUCGGACACCGGCUCGACCUUUUUUGUCCUUUUUACUUAUUUAAUGUCUCUUUAUGGAAACCAUAAAAGCGCCGCUCUUUUGGGCCUUUGCGCUUUCUUUUUUCGACAAACAAACAUCAUAUGGAUUAUUUUCUGCGCUGGAAACAUCAUUGCGGAAAAGUUAACCGAAGCGUGGAAUUCUCACCUGAAGAAGAGGGAUGUUAAACCUUUACCAAAAGGAUCGUUUUCAGAAACAUGGGCUGCCCUAAAGUUUCUUGUUUGUUACGCCAUGUCUAUUAAGAAUAUAAUAUCCCUUUUUAUGUUAACUUGGCCUUACGUUGUUUUAGUUAUUGGCUUUCUCGUCUUUAUUGCAAUCAAUAACGGAAUAGUAGUAGGAGACAGAUCAAGCCAUGAAGCUUGUUUAAAUUUCCCCCAGCUAUUUUAUUUCUUUGGAUUUACUUGUUUAUUUUCCUUUUCUCAACUUCUUUCACCACAGAAAGUAGCAGAUUUCUUUAAAUCUUUAUGGAGACGUCCCCUGCUUUAUAUAGUGUUAACUGCCCUGUUUUUAUUUUUAAUCUGGAAAUUCACCUUCGUACACAAGUAUCUACUUGCAGAUAAUCGACACUACACAUUCUACGUCUGGAAGAAUAUUUAUCAGCGCCACGAGUUGAUAAAAUACUUGCUGGUGCCAGUGUAUGUUUUUGUUGCUUGGACUAUUACAGAUGCGCUAAAAUUAAAAUCUAUUUUUUGGCUGUUUAUGUUUCUUGUUUGUUUACUGGCUGCCACGGUUCCUCAGAAAUUACUGGAGUUUCGCUACUUUAUCCUGCCCUACCUUCUUUUCAAGCUCAACAUACCAAUUCCUUCCAUUAACAAGCUUCUACUGGAGCUGGCGCUAUAUGUUUUUGUAAACAUAUUAACAUUUUAUCUGUUUUUGAAUAAAACCUUUCAUUGGCCGGACAGUGAAGAAACGCAGCGGUUUAUGUGGUAAACAAACAGGAAGGACAUAUGGAUACCCUUUUAUUUAGGAUGAGCAAAUUCAUUUUUAAAUAUUGUGUAUAUAUUUUUGUUGGAAGUAAAAAUGUAUUUGGCUUUCGAUACUGAUUUAUACUUUACACAUUCCAAAGGGAAAUGAGGUUUUUUUUUUUUUUAGAGCAGGUUUAUAUUGCCAAAUCAUAAUCAAUUAUAUAAUUUAAAGGGACAUGAAACCCAUUUUUUAUAUUUCAUGAUUUAGAUAGAGCAUGCAGUUUUAAAUAACUUUGCAAUUUACUUCUAUUAUCUAAAAUGUUUAGUUCUCUUAGUAUUCCUUGUUGAAAAGUAUACCUAGGUAGACUCAGAAGCUGCUGAUUGGUGGCUGCACAUAUAUCCAUCUUGCCAUUGACCUUCAGAUUACUCCCAGUAUUGCAUUGCUGCUCCUUCUACAAAGGAUACUAAGAUAAUGAAGAAAAUGAAAAAAUAUGUCAAUUGGAAAGUUGUAUUAAAAUUGUAUGAUCUGAUUGGAUGAUUUGAAUAAUGAAAUACAUGUUUUGGGUUUCAUUUCCAUUUAACAUGCUAUAUUAUGGAAAUACUUUCUUUAAUAAUUGUACAGAUUUUGCAGUUUGUGAGAAAAAAACACUAAGUUCAAAGCAUGUUAUAAAAUGAUGAUUUUUACUGGUUAAAGAACAAGUUCAGCACUGUAAAAUUCUAAAGCAUUAUAGCACAGAUACCCUCAAUGCAAUGUGUUUAACCCUCACAAAGAGUGAUUAAGGUCUGCAAGUGCUGCUAUUAAAAACAUCCUUACAAGAAAGAAAAAAUACUAUCAGUUUCAAACACUGCACAGAUCAAGUAGGAAUUUUAGACAGUUAAAAGGACAGUCAACGCUAAAAUUGUUAUUGUUUAAAAAAGAUAGAUAAUGCCUUUACUACCCAUCUCCAGCUUUGCACAACCAACAUUGUUAUAUUAAUAUACUUUAUAACAAUGAAACCUCUAAAUGUCUGCCUGUUUCUAAGCCAUUAAAUAAAGCCUCAUAUCACAUGAUUUCUAUUUGCUUUUCACAACAGGGGAGUGCUAGUUCAUGUGAGCCAUAUAGAUAACAUUGUAAUCAUGCCCGUGUUUUGUGGCAGACACUGCACUUAUUGGCUAAAAUGCACGUCAAUAGAUAAUAACUAAAAGUCAUGUGAUCAGGGGCUGUCAGAAGAUGCUUAGAUACAAGAUAAUCAGAGGUAAAAAGUAUAUUAAAGGGACAUAAUACUCAUAUGCUAAAUCACUUGAAACUGAUGCAGUAUAACUGUAAAAAGCUGACUGGAAAAUAUCACCUGAGCAUCUCUAUGUAAAAAAGGAAGAUAUUUUACCUCACAAUUUCCUCAGCUCAGCAGAGUAAGCUCUGUGUAAAAAGUUAUAAUUCAGCUGCUCCCAGCUGCAGGUAAAAACAAAAAAAAAAUUAAGAAAUUAACAGCAGCCAAUCAGCAUCAACAGUGCUGAGGUCAUGAACUCUUUUACUGUGAUCUCAUGAGAUUUCACUUAACUCUCAUGAGAUUUCAUAGUAAGCUGAAUAAGGAAAUAAUAUGAGAGUUCACGAGGCUCAUCCCCUAAGCUGUCCCAGGACAGACAUACUAAUAUACUGCUUAGAAAUCCUUUACAAUGGGUUGUGGCUACUGAGGAACUUUUGAGGUAAAAUAUUUUACAUAGAGAUAUUCAGGAGAUAUUUUCUAGUUGGCUUUUGACAACUAUACUGCAUCACUUUCAAGUGUUUAAACAUUUGGGUAUUAUGGCCCUUUAAUAUAACUGUUGGUUGUGCAAAACUGGAAAAUGGGUAAUAAAGGGAUUAGCUAUCUUUUUAAACAAUAAAACAUCUGGUGUAGACUGUCCCUUUAAUGCCAAGCUUUUCUGUUCUUAAACAGCAGUGUGGGGUUCUGUAAAAAAGUAGUGCAGCUUGGUGAUUCAAGCACUUCUAUGCAAUAUACACUUUGUAUAUCAGUCAUAAUAAUUUUAACUUUGUAACAAAUUUGACAAAGAGAAUAGACACACACAGCUCAAUUUAUCAAUCCAUGGCGGACAGGGGGAGCGUUCAUAUUUGCCCCUGUCCACCCGAGCUCUCCUCUGUGGGCAGCAAUCCGCUGCAUGAAUUUAACAUUGCACACAAGCAUGGUAAAUCUUGACCACAGGUUCUCUUGUGCGAACGUGCAGUUGAAGGGAGGAAAAAGGCUUGAUAAACUGAGCCCACAGUGUAAGCAUCCGACUGUAUUGAUCAAGCAUGUUUAAAAGUGGGUACAGCCUCCCUUGUAUAAAUAUGUGAUGGGUGUUGGUAAUAAAGAGUUUUCCAGUUGAUACAUUUAUUACAGAAAUAAAUAUGGGUUGCGAUUGCUGAUUGGUGGCUAAAUGUAGCCACCAAUCAGCAAGCGCUAUCCAGGGUGCUGAUCCAAAAAUGGACAGGCUUCUUAGCUUAGAUUCCUGCUUUUUCAAAUAAAGAAGCAAGAGAACGAAUAAAGAUUUAUAAUAGGAGAAAAUGAUAAAGUUGCUUAAAAUUUGCAUGCUCUAUCUGAAUCAUAAAAAAACCCAUUUGGGUUUAGUAUCCCUUUAAGGUCAGUCCAGCGCUGAAAGGAAGGGGCUUAGGUCCUGAAAUUUAUUGGUUUUAGUUCCAAGGAUUAAAUAUUAAAUUAAAUGUUUAUUGCUUUUGUAUGAAAUUCUGAGCUGUAAAGAUUUUUUUCUAUUAAAGUGACAGUGCACUGUUUUUUUUUCUUUCUUUUUUUAAUGUGUUCCCAAUGAUCAAUUUUAUUUGUUGAAGUGUAUUAAAUUGUUUACAGAUAACCCCUUUCCCUUUUAUUUUAUCAUUUGAAAUCACUGCUUUGCCUGUUGUAUCCCACCUACACUGUAAAUGUAGUACUGGUUAUAGAAAAGCUCUGUAAACAAGAACAUUUAGGAAAAAAUCAUGCUUCCAUUGGGAGUUUGACAGAGAGAGAACAAUGGAAAAUCAACAUUUUAGUAUCUAAGUGUUGGUCUCACUGUGUAUAGAGAGAUACGAUAGAGGAUUUUUUGUAAAUAUAUAGAAAUAAGCUAAUUAGGUCUCUGCUCCCUGCAAGCUCAGCCCAUUUGAUCGCGUUCUGAUUUUAUUAAACAGUAACAGCUAUUUAAGUUACAAAAAUAAAGCUAAAGGAUCAAUUUUAUGUACAUUUUAUACUCUGCAGCUGGUAUAACAAGUCUUUGCAAACACAUUAAAAUUAAACCAAUUUGACAGUACACUGUCCCUUUAAUCACUUGCUGUUUAAGUGAAUUGUGCAAUGAAAUGUAUAUUUUCCUGUUAUUUGCUUUGUUAAUUAUGAUUUGUUUGUGACAAUGUUAUGUAAAAGUUUACAAAAAAGAAAAAAAAAACUAUAGGAUUCCUUGAAAAAUUACAAACCAAGAUAUACAAUUAAUGAAAUGUGCUACUGUUUUCAGUAUUUGCAAAGAAAGGAAGUUAAAGUAUUGUGUAAAAAUGUAUUGCAGAACAUUGUUGUUAAAUGAUUUUGUCACCGUAUUACAAUUAGAUUUUGUAAUGUGAAAACGUUCUUUUUGUACUUCUAUUUCUGUUGACAUAUAAAAGCGAAAAUAAAUUUAUAAAAAUAUAUAUAUAUAUUUGCUUACUGUUAAUAUUAAGUUUUAACACAAUUGUUGUUUUUUAAAGUAAUCAAGGAAAAUGUGUACAGUUUAUAAAAAAGCAAAUAAAUCAGUUUUUUGUUGAAA
Messenger RNA from Bombina bombina (fire-bellied toad), 5164 nucleotides. RefSeq names its product ALG10 alpha-1,2-glucosyltransferase (gene ALG10). Gene Ontology annotation, cellular component: endoplasmic reticulum. Gene Ontology annotation, molecular function: dolichyl pyrophosphate Glc2Man9GlcNAc2 alpha-1,2-glucosyltransferase activity. Gene Ontology annotation, biological process: dolichol-linked oligosaccharide biosynthetic process; protein N-linked glycosylation. Lineage: Eukaryota; Metazoa; Chordata; Amphibia; Anura; Bombinatoridae. Bases 48 to 1457 code for a protein of 469 amino acids. The record is from RefSeq and is a predicted model, not a curated record. The transcript has 4 exons.